Molecule: messenger RNA, 297 nt
Organism: Maudiozyma barnettii
Lineage: Eukaryota; Fungi; Ascomycota; Saccharomycetes; Saccharomycetales; Saccharomycetaceae
Gene: MRPL44
Product: mitochondrial 54S ribosomal protein mL53
Exons: 2
Coding region: 1-297 (98 amino acids)
Cellular component (GO): mitochondrial large ribosomal subunit
Molecular function (GO): structural constituent of ribosome
Source: RefSeq, a predicted model, not a curated record
AUGCUUACAAAAUAUUUUACUAAAGUGGUGGUUAGAUUUAAUCCAUUCGGAAAAGAAGCCAAGACAGCAAGGUUAUUUCUGGCAUCAAUACCUCCAAGACAACGUAUAAUGGGUACAAAGAUCGAGAAUGAAUUACUGAAUAGUACAUCUACCAAGGAACCUAUAAUUAAGGUGGUGUACAAGGAUAAGAAAGAAGAUAGUGUCGAUCCAAGAGUGUUAUCCUUCAUGGAAAUUGCCAAUAAAUUAGAUGGUCACUCCAGACAACUGAGAUUGAAGGAAACAAUUGAAAACCACUGA